AUGUCCGAUAAUUUGGCGAAUUAUUUUAGUCAGAAUUGCAAUACGUCCAAGACGGGGUUUGGCCGGAGUGUAGUAGGAGGAACAAGAUAUGGAGGGGAGGUGAAGGAGAAGGAUGUGGAUCCGGAUAUGGAGGAUUUAGGGCCUUCGGUGUCAAUGGCGGUGGAGGCGGAAGAUGAUAAUGAGUUUGAGAAGUCUACGUUUAAUUUAAAGAGAACGAGGUCGAUGGGGUUACUUGAUGAGUAUAUUGAUCCGACGCGGAGGCUUCUGGGGAAGUCUACUUAUGGUGGUGGGGGCGGCAGGCCGAUGGCUAGUGAUGGUGGUGACGCCGGCGACGAGGAGUCGGCGGAGUUCUAUGGUAGCGACGAUGAGUCAGGGGAUGAGUCUGUAUAUGGGGGCGCCCAGCGGAUGUCUUCUCCGCAGUUGGCAGUUCUUGCGGUGAAUCAUUUAGAGGAUAGUAAGUCGCCCCCGGAGCCGGACACAGACAGCUAUAUGUUACCGUUGGACGAUAUUGAUGUGCAUCAUGAACCUAAUAGACAUGUGGAUUAUUUGUCGCACAAGUGGGAGGAGUCAGAUAUUUCUAAGUCGUGGAAGUAUAUAAUUCUAAAAAAGAAGCAGAGGGGGGACCAGGAUUUGGUUAAUGCGGCACGGUUGGAAAAUGCUUCGUGGCGGACAUGGGCUAAAGCGAGGAACGAUUUGCAAACGGUGAGUCCCGAGUUGGUAAAUUGGUCCAAGGAUUCGGAUGUUACCUGGCUCUACGGUCCUAUCGUUCGUGAUGCUGGCCAUUCCACGAAUAAUAAUAGUAAUAAUAGUAAACACGUUGGCACUAAUAAUAACGCGGCACUGGACCAGGAGGAACUUGGUUAUGGUUCCGGUGACGAGUCAUCCAAACGCGUUACCAAGAGGGCAGAUAGCAGCUCUGUCCGCCAGCGUUCGGGUCCCAAGCCUAUUCUAAAGAAAAGAACUGUGUCUGAGAUUAUUGAGGAAAACUCUUUGUGGAGACUAACAGUAGCUAGACAACAUCGGAAACAAAUAGCUGAUGCUAAUUCUAUCAUGGAUGGGUAUGGCCACAAGUACCAAUAUGACGAUUAUGAUGCUUUGGCUGCCAGGGUCAAUUCUCAGUAUUAUGUUAGCACCACCAAUACUCCCACUGUGCCCAUGACGACAAGCAGCACCGCUGCCACCACCAUCAACACCACCAUUAAUACUCCUGCAGCCCCUGCUGCGAAUACUACCAAUACUAUUACUACUACUAAUAUUAAUAAUAACGGCAUCGUCAUUGUCAGUAAUUUUAACAGCGUUAGCGCCCUAAUUGGUUCCGCUAACAAUAUUAGCAACAGCAGCAGCCACGGUGGCAGUGAGAAUAAUCAUAAUAAAAACAUCUUCAAUGAUACUACUAGCAUGGCUUAUAAGGACUCCAAAAGGACCCCGACUCCGAUAUCAUCUCCCUCUCCGGAGCAAAUUAUUACUGUUACUUUAUCUCCAGAGAGCUCAAAAAUUGCUGGUGAUGUCCACCAGCAGCAAUAUCUAGCAUCCUAUCCGAAAGAUACGCUCAACCUGGCAAAAACGCCUGCGCUGGCAUUAGCAUCAAUAUUAAGCUCGAGAAAUUCAGUAAGAAGGAAAUUAAGAGACAGGCACAUUCAUUUCAACGACCGUGUGGAACAAUGCAUGGCUAUCAACCACCACACUGAUGGCGAUAAUGAUGAUGACGACGAUUAUGAUAAUGACUAUUACGAAGAUGGUUAUGACGAUGAGGACAAUGAAUAUGGUGGCGGUAACUUAUAUUCAAGCCACUACCGCGAUCCUAUUAAUAGAUACGGACCGUCUUUUGGUAGUGAUCACGCAGACGAUGAGGAGGAAGAGGAAGAGGAAGAGGGUGGUCUUUUCAUUAGUGCAACCGGUCGUAAAGCAGAGAACGUGCCUCAUGUUCAAACAGAUGCUUCUUCGUACACCUCUUCGACAAGUGGCCAUGGUGGUAGGUGUCCAAUACAUUUGAUCAUAAAAAUGCUUCCCGCUACCACCUUGAACUAUGGUUCAGAUGAUGGAUACUAUGAUGAUAGUGAUUACUAUAGCGGGAAUGCAGUCUCGCACAAUGUCAAUACUUACAGAGGCUAUGAUUACGUUUAUGAUUACAACUCUGUUUACACUGCUGAUUCUUCUAGUUUCCUUGCCUUCAAUAACUGCGAUAUUAUCGACGUUCCUGAAGCGCUACGUACUCCUGUCGAAGAUCCUGUCUCGGGCUUUAGAUUUGACGACGAUAGUGCAGAGCAGCAACCAGAUCAAAUGAUUUCCGACCUAACCCAACAUGAGGCCUUAAACGUACUAGCCCCUAUUAGCGGUAGCUUUUCUCGUGAAUCUGCGGACGUAGCGGACAACGAUGAACACGCUUGCAAUAGCAGCGAAUAUAGUAGUGGAUCCAGCUCUGAAGACUCCAACGGGUCCGCUAUUGAUAGUAAUGUUUACAAUCAGAAGAGUGGAGAGGAAAGCGAGUUAUUGGCUUUAAAAAGAACGCACUCGUUAGGCAAGUCUCAGACUGGCUCUUUACGCGAUUUGCAAUAUAGUAAGUUGUCUGUGUCGCAGACACAUGACUUUAUCACUGGUAAACAGUUAUCCUCAAAAAAUGGGACUCUACCGCAGAAACUCCAACAGGAGCAGCAAUCCGUUUCUGAGAAACCGCCCCUGUUGAAACGCAACUCUUCUAGAAGCUUCAUCUUUGAUUCUGAAUCUGAAUCUGAAUCUGACUCUGCAGUUCAGUUGUCUCAAAUAUCUCAUCCGUUGAGUAAUGAAUCUAACACAAGGUCUCCAUUCAGUAUACAUACGAGAAAUUCUUCAGCCUCUACAUCGCCGAAGAGCAUCCCGCCACCCAAUUUUGGUAACUUCGGAUCUGGUAAUUCACAUGCUUCAUUGAGUGAUGUGGCUAUUCCGGGCUAUAUCUCACCAAGGAACGGUUCUAUGCAAUCUGUAAUCAGUAAAGAAAAAUUGAUUAACUCCAAUAGUAGUAGUUGCAACAAUUGUGCCAAUACCAAUGAAGAUGAUAAUACAGAUCACUCGAAAACCUUCGAUUUGGAAGAUAUUGAUAAGACGUUCGAAAAUUACCACAUUCAGUCUCCAGUACCAGAAAAUGCAGACAAGGAAUGUCAACAACAACAGCAGCAGCAGCAGCAACAGCAUCAACAACAACAACAACAACAACAACAACAACAACAACAACAACAACAACAACAACAACAACAACAACAACAACAACAACAACAACAACAACAACAACAACAACAACAACAACAACAACAACAACUACAACAACUACAACUACAACUACUACAACAACAACAACCAGGGAGCGGUAAGAUGAUGGAGAUGGCAAGCAAGUAUUUAAAUUCAUGGAAACGGUAG
Molecule: messenger RNA, 3390 nt
Organism: Eremothecium cymbalariae DBVPG#7215
Lineage: Eukaryota; Fungi; Ascomycota; Saccharomycetes; Saccharomycetales; Saccharomycetaceae
Gene: REG1
Product: protein phosphatase regulator REG1
Exons: 1
Coding region: 1-3390 (1129 amino acids)
Biological process (GO): cellular response to glucose starvation; protein catabolic process in the vacuole
Source: RefSeq, a predicted model, not a curated record